Lindgomyces ingoldianus is the source of this 2220-nucleotide messenger RNA. RefSeq lists its product as uncharacterized. The transcript is spliced from 3 exons. Lineage: Eukaryota; Fungi; Ascomycota; Dothideomycetes; Pleosporales; Lindgomycetaceae. The coding region runs from base 1 to 2220 and encodes 739 amino acids. The record is from RefSeq and is a predicted model, not a curated record.
AUGUUAUUCUACUGCUCAUUGGUUUGGAUCCUUGCAGGGGCUGUUCAAGGCGUCAUCUUCACGACUUCUAGCUCUUCCUCCAGGAGUGCGACUCUAGACUCUUCCAGAUCUUCCUAUACUCACGAGACUUUGAUAUCUCUCAGCUCAGCAACAGCUGCCACGUCUUCGCCAUCGUCUGCCAGCUCUUCCAAUGGCUCACCUCGCAGUUCAUCUACUACGCCAUCAGGCUCUUUUAGUAUCUCUACUCUGAAGCCUCGGGCUUCAUCAUUCUCUCACACGAGAACUUGUUCAAAUAACUGUACUGUAACUGCGCAUUUUCCCACAGUGCACUCUUGGAAGGCGUACAACAUCUCAACAACGACUACCGCUGCCACCCUCGUGGUCAUCAUAAACACAGUAUACAAUACUUCCAAGACUAGCUUGCGCCUCAAUGAACUCCCAAGUGGAUACAUCUUACCGGAUGUGAAUGCUGCUGGCACACAUGUCAAUACCGUGAGCUACACAAGAUCGGGAAGGCUGGUAGUAACAGAAGUCUGGCCAGGAACGCUCGAAACCUCGGGAACUUGCCAAACCGCUUCAUGGAAAUCCGUACCCCUUGCCUCAUUCCCUCAACCCCCUGUUGUCAUGCCGACCCAUGACCUAGGUCCCGACCCCGAAGGCCUUCUCUUCUACCCUUGGCUCGAACACCCAGGGCCAGGCGUGUUUAUGUUAAAUUUCCACUCCGAAAUUGCGUGGCUAAACUGUUCAAGACCUAAUUGGAAAAGCCCUGCGGCCAUCGCCUUCACAGCUCGAUUUAUGACGGUUACAUCAACAGAGUUCGAAAGAGUUACAAACCCACCAACACCAGCUGGGAGGCCAGAAACCCAAGGACCGAGCGAUACAGCCCAGCCUCAGCAGACACAAGGCCUCGUGGCAUCUAAACAGGCAGAAGUUCAACCAGGAGCAUCCAAAGUCCAGCCAGAGCAAAGCCAAGCACCAGCCCAACCUGGACAAAGUCAGCCACAAGGUGCCAGCAAUGGAAACAAGCAACCUGAACCAACCGGGGGGAACCAGCCAGGUACCCUCGCAGCUCAAGUCCAACAGCAAGUCACACAGGUGAUUCCCGUCGGCUCCGAAACAAUCAACUUCCAAGCGGGAGAAUCCGUAACCGAUGUCAUCCUGCCAAACGGGCGAACCCUCCAACCAGGAAGCGCAAUCAAUGUAGACGGCACCCCUGUCUAUCUUCCCACUUCAGGAUAUGCCAUUGUGAUAGGCGGCGCAACCGUGACGUUCAACCAGGCUCGUCCUACUGAACCACCCUACAUCACCAUUGGUUCCGAAAUCGUGCCUCUCUCCUUCCCGCCAGAGCAGAUAGGUAUUCUCCUCCCCAACAGCGUCACACUUCUCCCCGGAUCGUCUACGAAUAUUGGUGGAACAAAAUUCUCACUGGCACCCUCCGGAACCGCCAUCAUCGUCGACGGAAGCCCCAUCCCCCUCAUUCCCAACAGCUUAUCCAACAUCAUCGUCGGCACCGCUAUCAUCCCCGUCUCCCCCAUCACAGCUCCCGGGGGUGGCCUCAUCCUCCCAAACGGCAUAACGCUAUAUCCCGGAUCUUUAGUCACGAUCGGUGGAACAGUGAUAUCUCUCGCGCCCUCGGGAACCGCGCUCGUCGUCGACGGGACAACAGUACCGAUCUCGAAUUAUGCGACCCCGACGCCGUUUUCGUACGCCACCGAUGGAGGCGUAAUUCUCCCAGGUGGGAAGACGUUACGCCCGGGCUCGUCUACUGUCAUUAGUGGGACGACGUAUUCGCUGAAUCCUACGGGUGCGCUGGUGCUGAGCAGCGGGACGAGCGCGACGACGGUGACGCCUGGGAAAACGGGGUCGGGAUCUGCGGGCUCGGCGACCUUAACGGGUGGAUCGAUGUCGAUGAGCGCUGGAUCAUCAACCUCGUCGGAGGGAGCUGGGAAGUAUAUCUGGAGCGGUUUGGGUGGUGACCCGAAGGUUCAGACGGCCGGAGCCAUUGGGGCCCAGUUCUACGUGCAUACUUGGGCUGGAAUUGUGUUUAUAGCGGCUGGCGUUCUCAUGAUUGUAUUAUUAUUGUUUAGCAUUUUUUUUCAUUUACGGUAUACGCAUCCACUAGCCAAGACUUCAUAUUGGGUUUUUUUAGACUGGCAUAUGGGGUCAGUAAAAGAGUCUGGUAGAGGAAAUAGUAUCAUGGCUAGUCCUUACUCCACCUAG